AUGGCCCGCCCGUCCGCUUCCUAUGACCCCCUCCUCGACGUGUCCAAAGAAUUCACAGUCCUCCCAGCAAACAGGUCAUACAAGCACCAGUAUGCCAACAUCUACUUUGUCAGGCUCGUCGAGCAGCGGCCCACAGUAGAGAAGAGGGCGAUGGAAAAGUGGAAGAAGGUCAAGGGCAAUCCACCGCUCUUGCCGCGUAUCCUCAAUCUGACGCGGUCACAACUGUGCUACAUUGUCGGCACGGUCUAUAUGGAAAUGCCCCUCAAACCAAAUAUUCUCGAAGACAUGGCCAGAGACCACUGGCUCGCCCCGCCUAUAGCACGCAAAAAGUUCUUCUCGGCCCAAGACGCCAUCCACCUCGAAGACGAAUCUGGCCGCGUGCGCCUGAUAGGCGAUGUCAUCCAGAGAGAACGCGAUAGAGAAGGGGGAGGGAUUGUCACGGGUGUGAUCAUGGGUGUUUUGGGAAUGGAGAAUUCGCAAGGAGAUUUCGAGGUGGUGGAUGUCUGUUUCUCGGGGCUGCCUGACAAGUUGGCGGUGAAGAAGGAAGGUAAGAGUAAGGGGAAAGCCAAGGACGAGGAUGCGGACAUGGCAGAUGACAUUCCCAAAUCCGAAAAGACAUGGGUCGCUCUGGCGUCUGGCUUAUCUGUCGGUUCGCAAGAUAGCCCAUCAGACCUGAAAGCAGAGUUGUUGGUGGAAUGGCUUAUGGGAGAAGCUGGAGGGGAAGAUGAUCGCCUAGCUGGUUCUCGAAUAGCGCGUUUAGUGCUCGUCGGCAACUCCUUGACAACUCCUGUGAAGGGCGAAGACGACAAGAAAGUCACCAAAUUCUCAACCUCCAGCAAACCCCAAUUCCCCAAUCACCCUACCAAAUCCCUCUCCGCCCUCCUGCAUGACCUUCUCUCUACUUCUCUUCCAAUCAACCUCAUCCCGGGACCCUCCGAUCCUGCAGGUGCCACAUUACCACAACAGCCUCUUCCCAGAAUCCUCUUCGGCGGCAAGGCCAAGACGGAAGGCUUGGAGUGCGAGACCAACCCGACCUGGAUGGAAGUGGGUGGGAAGAGUAUACUAGCACUUGGUGGUCAAACGAUAGAUGAUAUCUUCAAAUACCUUCCUGGUGAUUCUCGUCUGGCGAUGGCCAAGCGGACUCUGGAAUGGCGGCAUAUCGCACCCACAGCGCCUGAUACCCUAUGGAUCUACCCCUUCCCAGAUGCCGACCCUUUCAUCCUGAAACAUCGACCAGACUUCUAUGUCAUUGGGAAUCAACCAGAGUUUGAGACUACUGUUGUUGGAGACGACGACCCAACUCGGAUCAUUCUCCUCCCAUCCUUUGCCAAAACGGGCACCCUUGCACUCGUCUGCCUUGAAACUGGCGAGUGCAAGACACUCGAGUUUGAAGUACCGCAAUGGGCAGGGCAGACUGCCGGUAAUGUGCCGGAAAGUCAGGGAAGGACGCAGAGUCAGAGUUAG
Molecule: messenger RNA, 1464 nt
Organism: Cryptococcus wingfieldii CBS 7118
Lineage: Eukaryota; Fungi; Basidiomycota; Tremellomycetes; Tremellales; Cryptococcaceae
Product: DNA polymerase delta subunit 2
Exons: 8
Coding region: 1-1464 (487 amino acids)
Biological process (GO): DNA replication; DNA strand elongation involved in DNA replication
Cellular component (GO): delta DNA polymerase complex
Molecular function (GO): DNA binding
Source: RefSeq, a predicted model, not a curated record